AUGUUCUACAUGUUCUACAUGUUCUACAUGUUCUACAUGUUCUACAUAUUCUACAUGUUCUGCAUGUUCUACAUGUUCUACAUGUUCUACAUGUUCUACAUAUUCUACAUGUUCUACAUGUUCUACAUGUUCUACAUGUUCUACAUGUUCAGCAUGUUCUACAUGUUCUACAUGUUCUGCAUGUUCUGCAUGUUCUACAUGUUCUGCAUGUUCUACAUGUUCUGCAUGUUCUACAUGUUCUGCAUGUUCUACAUGUUCAGCAUGUUCUACAUGUUCUACAUGUUCUGCAUGUUCUGCAUGUUCUACAUGUUCUACAUGUUCUACAUGUUCUGCAUGUUCUACAUGUUCUGCAUGUUCUACAUGUUCUACAUGUUCAGCAUGUUCUACAUGUUCUGCAUGUUCUACAUGUUCUACAUGUUCUGCAUGUUCUACAUGUUCUGCAUGUUCUACAUGUUCUACGUGUUCUACGUGUUCUACAUGUUCUGCAUGUUCUGCAUGUUCUACAUGUUCUACAUGUUCUACAUGUUCUGCAUGUUCUACAUGUUCUACAUGUUCUGCAUGUUCUAUAUGUUCUACAUGUUCUGCAUGUUCUGCAUGUUCUACAUGUUCUACAUGUUCUGCAUGUUCUGCAUGUUCUACAUGUUCUGCAUGUUCUACAUGUUCUACAUGUUCUGCAUGUUCUACAUGUUCUACAUGUUCUGCCUGUUCUACAUGUUCUGCAUGUUCUACAUGUUCUACAUGUUCUACAUGUUCUGCAUGUUCUGCAUGUUCUACAUGUUCUGCAUGUUCUACAUGUUCUACAUGUUCUGCAUGUUCUACAUGUUCUGCAUGUUCUACAUGUUCUGCAUGUUCUGCAUGUUCUACAUGUUCUACAUGUUCUGCAUGUUCUACAUGUUCUGCAUGUUCUACAUGUUCUGCAUGUUCUACAUGUUCUACAUGUUCUGCAUGUUCUACAUGUUCUGCAUGUUCUACAUGUUCUGCAUGUUCUACAUGUUCUGCAUGUUCUACAUGUUCUACAUGUUCUGCAUGUUCUGCAUGUUCUACAUGUUCUACAUGUUCUACAUGUUCUGCAUGUUCUGCAUGUUCUGCAUGUUCUGCAUGUUCUACAUGUUCUGCAUGUUCUGCAUGUUCUGCAUGUUCUGCAUGUUCUGCAUGUUCUGCAUGUUCUGCAUGUUCUGCAUGUUCUGCAUGUUCUGCAUGUUCUACAUGUUCUGCAUGUUCUGCAUGUUCUACAUGUUCUGCAUGUUCUGCAUGUUCUGCAUGUUCUGCAUGUUCUGCAUGUUCUACAUGUUCUACAUGUUCUGCAUGUUCUGCAUGUUCUACAUGUUCUGCAUGUUCUGCAUGUUCUACAUGUUCUGCAUGUUCUGCAUGUUCUGCAUGUUCUGCAUGUUCUGCAUGUUCUACAUGUUCUGCAUGUUCUGCAUGUUCUACAUGUUCUGCAUGUUCUGCAUGUUCUGCAUGUUCUACAUGUUCUGCAUGUUCUGCAUGUUCUGCAUGUUCUACAUGUUCUACAUGUUCUACAUGUUCUGCAUGUUCUACAUGUUCUACAUGUUCUGCAUGUUCUGCAUGUUCUACAUGUUCUGCAUGUUCUGCAUGUUCUGCAUGUUCUACAUGUUCUGCAUGUUCUGCAUGUUCUGCAUGUUCUACAUGUUCUGCAUGUUCUACAUGUUCUACAUGUUCUGCAUGUUCUGCAUGUUCUGCAUGUUCUAA
Molecule: messenger RNA, 1710 nt
Organism: Knipowitschia caucasica
Lineage: Eukaryota; Metazoa; Chordata; Actinopteri; Gobiiformes; Gobiidae
Source: the annotation of a GenBank genome assembly